Messenger RNA from Triticum aestivum (bread wheat), 1232 nucleotides. RefSeq lists its product as uncharacterized. Lineage: Eukaryota; Viridiplantae; Streptophyta; Magnoliopsida; Poales; Poaceae. Bases 1 to 891 code for a protein of 296 amino acids. The record is from RefSeq and is a predicted model, not a curated record. The transcript has 4 exons.
AUGCCUCCUAACCUCGCCGAAAGACUUGCCGCCGGAUCCGGCGUUUUGCUCUCUGCAGGAGACUUGCUCCCCCCCCCCCCCCCGCUAGCACCUCCGACCCCCUUCCGCGCCGGCGUGGCCGCCGCCGCAUCAGAUGGGAUCGGUGUAGAUCUGUUCGCCGUGGCUGCAUCCUUCCCUCCCGCUUCUCCCGCCAUGAGCGCCCCUCCAAAGCGUGGAGAGACAGGAUCUCAGCACGCGUGUGUGAUUCAACAAAUAAAGGAAAACGCCGUUUACUAUUCGCGCGCUGGGAAAACGCCGUUUACUAUUCGCGCGCUGGGUCUGCCCGGUGGAAAGGCAUGCAACGAGCCAAGUGAAGUGACCGGCCGCCUCGCUUCGCCACUGGCCGGGUGCCCGGGUGGGUGGGCGGGCGCGCGAGGCGCAGAUAUUUGCGCGCGCGCCGCGACGUUACGCGCCGUGGUUGGCCGACGACGCCGCGACGCGGGUGCGUGGGGUUCCUUGUCUUGUCUCCCCGGUCUCCGGUGCCUCGCCCUCCUCCUCCUCCUCGCCGUGGCCGGCAGCGGGGCUCCGUCAAGCGACCCCGGCAUCCGCCGGACGCGACGCCCCGUCCUCUCAGACUUCACUCAGGGCGCGUCCUCGCUCGCACUAGCGCCGAUGCCAGGCGUGUGCCCUCGGGUGGUGACCACCGGACGGGACGCGCCGGACGUGACCUGCGCGCCACACAUGCAUGGACAAAUUCCCUCCGAUCGUGCGUGCGCCAGUGCCGCGGGCACGAACUUUCCCCGCCCCACGACCUGGAAUCGGAUGACGGGCGCACCGGCACCGGUGCUCGCGAGCACGAUGCGGUGCCGUACGGCGUCUCUGGCUGCGCUUGUCCUAUCUGAAUUAAGAUAACCUUUUCUGAUCAUCAAAGGGAAGGACGAAAGCAGACGUAUAUAGGAGACCGGCCGUAUGAUGCAGCGUUUUCAACCCAGCCUUAAUAACAGUGGCAGGCAAAGGCAGCUAACGGAACCGCAAAUGUGGCAACACGAGUGCAUACCGCGACCCGAUCGGCAUCUCGCCCGGCAUAUCGUCGUCUGCCUGAUGGGGAGCCCUCUUUUCCUUCCCUUCACUCAUGGCCUCUGCAACUUUGCCUUGAAGUAGACCGUGCCGUUUGUCGGCCUCCUCCAAGAACGAUAUACUCCUAUAUGUUUAUAUUUGUGAGAAUAAAAAAAUAUGUUUAUAUUUGUAUAUAA